AUGGAAGAGGCUCAACCCCAGCAGGCCCUACACCAAUGGUGCACGCCUGGGAGUUCCACCCAGGAGACGGUCAUGGUCCUAGUGCCUUCCUCCCACUCUAGUUGCUUGCCCAUUGGCAAGGCCCUACGGUUAAGGAGGGGAAAGGGACUGGUUGACUAUUUGGAUAUUUUCAUCCCUACACAAAGUUUAGAGACAAGAAACGCUAAUACUUCUGAGCAGGUGGACAAAACACCAAAUUUAAUUGUGAGUCAAGAAGAACUGACAUCCGUACAAUUAAAGGAAGAUGAUAAGACUCAAAAAGACCAAAAGGAGCAUGUUACCAGUCAGCAGGAAUGCAGUAUGCCUGGAGAAGUAUUUUGCUUGGAACUUUCAGUUAAUACUGAGACCACCGCAACCUUAGAUAAUAAGGAAGCCUCUGUUAAGAAGGCAGAAGAAAGUGAUGAUAGUGAGUUAACACAGAUUGAAGACCUAAGGAAGUCACAAGUAAAUUCUUCUAGUGGUACUUUUGUCAAACAGGACAACAAUUUGCCUUCAUUUCCAUCUAAAAUAGAGCCUCAGAUGGAAGGUUUGCCCAAAGCAUCUGAACUUAAACCUAGCCAAGGAAAAACAGUGUUGAAAACUUUAGAGCACAGUUCAAGCAGCAUACAGAAAACAAAGGUUAAGUGUGGCUCAGUGGGGACAACUGAAAUAUUUACAUCAGGGGCUGCAUCAGUAACUACAGUUAAUAUCUUGCCAAAGGAAUCUGCUGCUGAUACAACUUUUUCAAAAACUUUACUUACACCUUCUGAACUGGUUGAUGUUCCCACUGAUGUAAAGUCACACAAACUUGAAAUGACAGAACUCACAGUUUCAAGCAGUUUGUUAGAUACUGUUCCUACAGAAACCCAUGUCAUGAAAACCAGAGUAUGUUUUUCACAUUUUCCAAAAUUUUUGCCAGUGUCAAAUGCAGAGGAUAUCCCGAAUUUUCAGCCAUCUUCCUGUUUGGAUACUCACCAUGAGGAUAUGGAGAUUCAUACAGAAGAUAUAGAAGCCUGCUCAGAAACAGUACAGAAAGAAAUAACUCCUAGAGAUGACAAACCAGUACAAUUAGGACCUAAGAAUGUUGAAAUGAGGGAAGAGGUCCAAGAUGUUGUGCAGGAAACACCAGAAGAUGAACAGGAAAAGAUGGAAGAAGGAGAGGUGGGUCUGAGCAGUACUCUUUGUCUUGCUCUUUCUCAAAGUCAGGCUUUCUCUCCUUCUAUGGAAACAGAUGAUGAAGAACAUAAGACGGACAGCAACUCUUUUAAAGGCCAAGGGGGUCAUGACAAUUCCAUAACUCUCAUGUCUGCAAAGGAGAGAAACUCCAAGAUAUGUUGUUUUGAAGAAGGGGUGCAAAGAGAAAGCAUACAUGGAGGGGAGAUCAUGCUAAGUCAUAGAAUCCUAGUGAAUGAAAGUGAUACUGUACACAAUAGUGAAAGAGAGACAGGUUCUCAAGAUAAAGAAGUAUCAUCUGAGGUGGUAAACUUGGUGUCUUCUGAAGAAUCUGUUAUUCCCAAAGUUAAGGAUAUGGACGAAGGGGAGGAAGAUGCAGUAGAGAAUAUAAGUGGGAUAGUUCAGGAGGCAAAAAUAAAGAGCAGUGCUUUUGCACAGAAUUUGGAAGUGCAGGCAAGUGGACCUGAAAAGGUAGAACUGAGGAUGUCUAUGGAAACUGCCAGCCACCAAUCAGACAAGAACAUUGGAAAUUCAGUUACAAAGACCUUAAGCGAUAGUUCUGGGGAUAUUCCAUUUCACUUUACUCUUCCUAAGGAUGGAGAAAUGGUUCACCAUGUAGCUGUUGCCACACCCCCUUUACUUGGACCCCUAAAGCUAGCCCCUCGCCACAGCACUCCAAUAGAGUUGGGUUCCUGUUCUGAAACUGGGAACCUUUAUGAGGACCGUGCAGUGCCAACCAGUGAUAUUGCUGCUGAGGAAAUCAGGGUUGUGGCUGAAUCUAAUGAAGGAAAGUUGAGCCUUCAAAUGAAGAUGGUAAUGCCCUCAAGUGAGGAGAGCCCCGAAUCUGCACAAUUUAGUCUACAGAAGCCCAUUUUAUCUGAAGAAGAAAUUGUUUCUACAACUGAAAACAUUUCUAACGCUAUACCAAGUCCCAUCCAAAACCAGUCCAUCUUUAGCCGGGUUUGCGAAGCACGAAGGCAGGGAGUAGAGGUGAUCCAUGUGCCUUCAAAGAGCAGUUCUGGUAGCAUUUCUGCCUUGCACAGCGGAGAAUCCAUUUCGGAUGGCCCUAGAACUCAGAGACUCAAGCAUAUUUCUCGCAGUCAUGCAGUGAUGUCCAGUGACUUAGAUAUAGUAGAGGAGCCAUGUGAAAUGCCAUUAAGAGAGGAUGUAGAGCUUCAGUCAGGAUCUGCCACGUAUCACAGUAAAGAGGGCUGCCUGACUAAACUCAACUACAACGAAUGGGAGAGCCAAACUGAAAUGUUGGUGCAAAGGCCGGUUACAGAAGCCAGCACACAAACUGAGGGCCAUCUAAAGGCAUGUGUGGAGGAGCUGGAGCCAAGAGAAAAUAUCUUGAAGAGUUGUAGCAUGGGAGUUCAAACUGAGAGCACAAAUCAGAUUUGUCAAAGGGCUAUCUCUCAGCAGACAAGUUUUGAUGCCAGUAUCCCCCUGAAUGAGUCUGGGAAGGUGCACCAACUUGCAGUCACUAAGCAAACAAGUUUUGAUAACAACAGUCCUCUGAGCAUGCCAAGCAAGCAGAAAGAAGUGUCUCAGCGGAUGAGUUGUGAUGACAACAGUAAACAAGAAUCCAUAACCAAGGAUGAGGCUACUCCACCAUUCCUGUCCAUUCCAGGUCAUUCAAUUUCUAGACAUGUUAGAACAACACGUGAGAUCCGAACCACUGUUACACGCAUCAUAACGGAUGUCUACUAUGAGAAUGGGAAGGAAAUAAAUCGUACAGUUAUUGAGGAAUCGGAUGAACCAGUGGUUGACUGUCGUGUAUCAGAGAGUGAUAUGUCAUCUUCACGUUCCCGUUGCUCCAUGACAUCUGGUGACCUUGGUGAUAUCAGUUCAUUAUCCUCCAAAGCAUCUAGUCUACAACGUAGCUCAAGUGCCACCAGUAGCACUGGAGCUGCACCUGUGAAAGCAGUGCCCUCUGAGACAGCUGGUGAAUUUGCAAUCCCAACAGGCCGUCAAGGCCCAUUCAAAUCUGCUAGCCCACAGAAGUCAUGUAUUCAACUGCAUGGGUCACUGGGGUGGCCAGAAAGUCCUGAAGGGACAGUUUCAGGUAGAGAGGACAGAGACAGAGCUUCAAGGAGGCCCCUAAGCUCACAAGGAAGGGGGAAGAGAGGCCGGCCCUCAUCUUGUACCUCAUCGUACAGUAGAAAUGAUUUGAUUACGGCACAGAAGGAUAAGACACCAAGUUCUGUCAGCUCAUCUUCUGAGGAGAGUAUCACAGCAUUCACACAAGUUUGCUCUCGGCCAGAUUCCAACAAAUCUCAUUUAGUCUGUGAAGCCUCACCACAUGGGGCACUGCGGCGCUCCAAUUCUCCAGAAAUUGCCCUUUUGUCACCACAGUCCACUGAUACUAGCAGCAACAGUUUUGUAGGCCUUCGUGUUGUUGCAAAGUGGUCAUCCAAUGGCUAUUUCUACUCUGGGUGCAUCAUUCGUGAUGUGGGAGCUGGACGCUUUCGGUUGCUUUUUGAUGAUGGCUAUGAAUGUGAUGUUCUGGGCAAAGACAUACUUCUUUGUGAUCCUAUCCCUCUAGAAACUGAAGUUACAGCUCUCUCUGAUGAUGAGUACUUUAGUUCAGGCGUUGUGAAAGGACAUAAGAAACAGGGCACUGAUUUUUACUACUGUGUCGAGAAAGAUGGUCAGCGCAAGUGGUAUCGCAGGAUGGCAGUGAUCCUUUCAUUGGAACAAGGCAACAGACUAAGAGAGCAAUAUGGACUAGGUCCUUAUGAGCCAACAACACCCUUUACCAAAGCCUCUGAUAUUAGCUUAGACAACCUUGUAGAAGGAAAACGAAAACGACGGUGCAACUUAAUGAACAAUAGUACUCCUAGCAGGACACCAGCAGAAAGUCCAAGAGGUUCCGGAUGUAGCAGCAAGAGGAAACUUAUGUGUUCUGAAGACGACCAGUCCCCUGCUAAGCGUGGACGAAAAUCAUCAUUCCCCAAAAAAGCUUGGCAACAUGGAGAGAUGCGUUCUACUUCAGAGAGUGGAUGUGAUCUGCCUCCCAACUCCUCGGAUCUAAUAGAAACAUUUGGUCCACUUCCACAAAGCACUUCUCUCUUUCUUGGCUAUGCUUUUCUGCUGACCACAUCUUCAGAGAAUGAUCGAGAGACCAAUCACCCAGGAGACAAUAAGGAGGAAGAGUAUGUGGAAACAGCUCCUUAUAACAAGCAAUACACAGAGAGACAACUGAGAGCAGGAGGAGGCUAUGUCAUGCUGGAUGUCAGUGACAGCCAGUGUAACUCAUCUUAUGAGAGACUUCUUAUUGCUGACCAGCACUGCCGUACACAAAAGUAUCUGCUGAGUGUAGCAAAUGGAAUCCCCUGUGUGUCGCACAUCUGGGUGAGAGACUGUUGCCGUGCUAACCAGACCUUGAGCUUCAGGAACUACAUGUUGCCAGCUGGUCUUGGAUUACUGGAAAAUCGCAUCAUUGAAUGGCACCCUCGUCGGAGUCCAUUUGAGUCUCUACAGGUCCUUCUAAUAUCUGAAAAACAUUUGGAGCUCUGGGCAGAUCUUUUAAUGAUGGGAGGGGCAUCUUCUGUGCGUCAACAUAGUGCUACUGCCCAGAAUAAAGAUAUUGCAGUCGGUGUUUAUAACCUGCUUGUGACAGACCCGUCCUGCUCAGAUUCUGUUCUGAAGUGUGCAGCAGCCCUGGAAAUUCCAGUUGUUUCUCCAGAGUGGGUAAUCCAGAGCAUAAUUGUUGGCGAGCGCCAGGAUUAUGAUGCACACCCCAAAUACAAAUAUAACUACUCUCCAAUGUAACGGAUUUCAGUCUCCCAGAAUGUUCCUUUUUUGUCUUUUAAAUUUAUUUUAGUCUUUUGAAAGGUCAGUGAUUGUAAUUGUUCUUAUGCAUGCAUUUUUGUACAUAAUUUUAUCUGUUGCCAUUUUUAUGAAAACAUUAAACUGUGAUGGUUUCAUUCUC
This is a messenger RNA of Polypterus senegalus (gray bichir), 5125 nucleotides long. It is a transcript of the gene tp53bp1, whose product is annotated as tumor protein p53 binding protein, 1. The transcript has 20 exons. Gene Ontology annotation, cellular component: nucleus. NCBI's taxonomy places the organism in Eukaryota, Metazoa, Chordata, Cladistia, Polypteriformes, Polypteridae. Gene Ontology annotation, molecular function: histone binding. Gene Ontology annotation, biological process: DNA damage checkpoint signaling; positive regulation of transcription by RNA polymerase II. The record is from RefSeq and is a predicted model, not a curated record. Bases 1 to 4965 code for a protein of 1654 amino acids.